Messenger RNA from Macroventuria anomochaeta, 1584 nucleotides. RefSeq names its product benomyl/methotrexate resistance protein. Lineage: Eukaryota; Fungi; Ascomycota; Dothideomycetes; Pleosporales; Didymellaceae. The coding region runs from base 1 to 1584 and encodes 527 amino acids. The transcript has 5 exons. The record is from RefSeq and is a predicted model, not a curated record. Gene Ontology annotation, biological process: xenobiotic detoxification by transmembrane export across the plasma membrane. Gene Ontology annotation, molecular function: fluconazole transmembrane transporter activity.
AUGUCUUACCUAUUCCGGCACUCAUCAGUAGGGACUGCUCUCCACUACAUCCGCCAUCGCAACCUCGACUUCUCCCGUUCUAAGGCGAAGGCACUGUCACCCUCCUCUUCGACCGAUGAUAUCCCUGCCGCGAUCCCCGCAGACAGCGUCCUCGGUGCCGAACUCAAACUCGAGCAAAGUGCGACCCUCGUCGGCUGGGACGGCCCCAAUGACCCAAGCAACCCUCAGAACUGGCCGAUGAGGGACAAGGUCCUCAUGACUACCCUCAUCGGCCUGUACACGUUUGCUGUAUACGUCGGCUCGUCCAUCUACACACCUUCACAGGAGGCGGUACAGGAGGUAUUUCACAAGUCACACGUUGAGGGUUCGCUGGGCCUCGCGUUAUACGUGCUAGGCUACGGUAUCGGAUGCCUACUCUUCUCGCCCAUCUCAGAAAUCCCAGCCGUUGGACGAAACCCACCAUAUGCUAUUUCAGGCUUCCUUUUCGUCAUCCUGUGCAUACCCACUGCGCUCGUGGAGAACUAUGAGGGUCUGAUGGUGCUGCGAUUUCUGCUUGGUUUCAUGGCAUCGCCUUGCCUGGCUACAGCAGGAGCGUCGCUAGCCGACAUCUGGACCAUGGCUCAGUUUCCCUUUGCUGUAGCUUUGUGGGCUGCGACAGCAACCAUGGGUCCCGCUCUUGGCCCAACACUUUCCACCUACGCUGUCCGCGAUCUUGGUUGGAGAUUCUCAUCUUGGGAACUCAUGAUCAUCGCCGGACCAGUCUAUGUCUUAAUGCUGUGCAUGCUGCCCGAAUCUUCAGCUCCCACGAUCCUAUACUACAAAGCAAAGCGCCUUCGCGAAGAGACUGGUAACCAGAACCUCAUGUCUGACGCAGAGAAGAAACAGAAGAACCUGAAGGCCUCCAGCCUCCUGUUUGACGCUCUCAUCAAGCCCUGGGAAAUCAACGCGCUCGACCCCGCAAUUCUCUUCACGACCAUCUACAUGGGCUUGUGUUACGGUACUUACUACUCGUUCUUCGAGUCACUGCCUCUUGUGUAUCCGGUCAUGUAUGGGUUCUCCGCUGAAAGUACCGGACUUGUUUUCCUCGUCGUCGCACCAGCUGGUCUCCUCGCGUUCACCGUUCACUGCAUCUACCUCAAGUAUAGAGUGUUUCCAAGGAUGAUGAGCGGCACUUUCGGUGAGCUCGAGAACCAUCUGCUGCCGGGUUUGUUCGCAAGUCCGAUUAUAUGCAUUGGUCUCUUCAUGUUCGCAUGGACAGCCCGUCCCUCAGUACACUGGAUAGUGCCAACACUCGGCCUAGGAUUCACCAUCUUCGGCACAUACUUUGUCGCACAAUCAGUGCUUUUGUACAUCCCUAACAUAUACCCUCGAUAUGCCGCCAGCAUCUUCUCAGCGAACAGUCUAUCGAGAAGCUUGUUUGCGUUUGCAGCAAUCUUGUUUGCGAGGCCCAUGUUUGUAAGCAUCGAUAUUGACGGAGGUGUCAGCCUGCUUGCUGGGUUCAUGGUGCUAUGUACCAUUGGUAUGUGGGUAUUGUUCCAGUUCGGUAAGGGCAUGAGGGAGAGGAGUAGGUUCGCUGUGGUGUAA